AUUUCAAUUUUCUCAACAAUCUCUCUCUCUCUCUUAUUCUUAUCUCUUUCUUACGAAUCAUCUUUCACUCUGUCUCUGAUUUUUGUCUAAUUUUCACUCCGAGAAUGGAUACUGAAUCUUUCAAACUCGACGUUCAUGUUAAGACUUGGUCUCAAGCUCCGUCGUCAGGGUUCUUAAGCACGGUGGUAAUAAGUCUAUACAGAGAAGUCGAGGAAUUUCUCAUUAGCGAGAGCGAUGAUAGUGUCACGAGUCUCGGAUCUUACCCAGAUUCUUCUCGUCCCGACCCACUAAUCUCUCUGAAACUACCAUGUUUCAAACCAAACUACGUCUAUCAACUUCUCCAGACCCAACUCCACGAUCAUGUCAUGUCCGAACAAAUAUCUUAUAAGAUUGUAGAAGCCCAACAGCUAAGAAGUCAAAGUUUUUACUUGCCACAACAACAACCUUUAUUCAUGAUAGUCUCCGUCAAAGUGACUCAGAAGGUGUACAACGUUGUGCCUUGUAGUUCUGCUUCGUUGGCAACAGAUUUGGACCAAGAGAGCCAUGAAGAAGAAGAAUCGAAGACUUGUGCAAUCUGUUUGGAGAAUCUGUCGAGAUCCGAGGAUUAUUGCCAGAUGCCUUAUUGCUCGCAUUGUUUUCAUGAACGAUGUGUCACUAAGUGGGUGGUUGGACAUAAUAACUCGUGCCCUCUCUGUCGCAAACCUGUUGAUAAAUAACAAGAGUGAAACAGAGUAUAAUUAGGGUUUCAAGAUAUGUUUUUAUUUUGUUUUCUUAGUGAUUUUGUUAACUUGUUUCGGAUGUCUAUUUAGGGUUUUCACUUUUAUGUUUUGUCUUAAGAGGUAAAUUAGGGUAUUUCUUAUCUGUUUUUGUUGGCAACAUGUAUUGCAGUUUGAUUUAAUGUAAUUCAGAUUCUCUAGACUUGAAGUUCACAUUGUUAAUUUGAUUUACAAGUUUGAAUCUAGUAUGCGACACAUAUCUCUUGCAACACACAACACUGACUUAAACCGAAUAUAGUUUCAGAUUAUAA
Molecule: messenger RNA, 1027 nt
Organism: Arabidopsis arenosa
Lineage: Eukaryota; Viridiplantae; Streptophyta; Magnoliopsida; Brassicales; Brassicaceae
Source: the annotation of a GenBank genome assembly